Molecule: messenger RNA, 1071 nt
Organism: Lachancea mirantina
Lineage: Eukaryota; Fungi; Ascomycota; Saccharomycetes; Saccharomycetales; Saccharomycetaceae
Source: the annotation of a GenBank genome assembly
AUGCCGGAGUCCAGCUUAGACAUCUUGCGGCUGCCGGCGUCCGCGUGCAGCGCGCCAGGCAGCGACCACGCUCCGACGCCGACGCCGUCGGAGCCACACGGGGCGCGGCCCGUACCAUCACAGCCCCAACCAAUGCAGCAGGCGCCGCAGGCGCCGCGUAAACCCGGCCGCCAGUUCUGGUCGCUGUUCGAAGACAGAUGCCUGGUCUCGGCGGUCAUCGAGUCACGUGACGCACUCUGCAUCUCCACCCACAGCCGGCCCAGGUCGCGUUUCUGGCGCCGCAUCGGCGCCCACAUGCGCCAGGCGCACGGGGUGCACCGGCGUGAGCGGCAAUGCCGCGACCGUUUCAACCUGCUGUUUCUAAAAGCGGCCCGGCACAUCCCGCCCCAGCCGACCGCGGACCCCGCACGCCGCGAACUCGACUCUCUGCUGCUGCGCUGCCAAGCGCUGUUCAGCAUGGACCGCAACAACGUGAUUGUGCUCAGAGAGGACGGCAGCGGCGACGUGGGCGCCAUAGGCACAGGAGACGGCCCAGGCAGCGGCGCAGCCGGCGUGGCCGGCGGAGUCCCUACGGGCGUUUCUGCGGGUCAGGCGCCCCUGAAGACCCCCACUAACACGGUCCCGGGCGCCGCCUGCGGCGGCGCCUGUGGCCCCACUAUGGCUGGUGCAGCCGCCGGCGGCGGUGGCGCCCCGGACGCGGGUCUCGACACCUGCGGACGUACCCCGCUCGUCUUUCCGCAUGCCGCCGUAGGCACCACGCAUGCGACGCUCACUCCUGACAGCGCAGACCUGAGCCCCGAGUGGCGCCCACUGGCGCACUUUCCUCAUCCACUUCACCAGCAAGUGCUGGAUCUGCAGCGACGUGUCGACGAACUGGCCAGCGCCCUCGCCGCCCAGCGGUCGUGCCUCGACGCCGUAGUCGCCGCGUGUUGCCGGCCACCUACCGACUCCGCACCGGUAUCCCCGGGAUCGGCGCCCCACUUUGCCUACGGGCAUCCACACUCGCAGCCCGUAUCGGGCCUCUCCGGGGCGUUCCCUUGGUCCGUGCCGCCAGAUCGGUACUACGGCUGA